AUGCAUCGCCAAUCCAGCGUCCCCAUUGGUAGCAUCCUGUACCGGUACCAAACCUCCCCCAGUGGUGGUGGUGGUGGUUGUGGUGGUUGUGGCUAUGGUUAUGGUCACUGUUCUUCACGAAACAAUGCAUCCGACUCAUGGCUCCAGUAUGAACAUGUCAAAACCGCUGUAGUGGAGACAGGGGACGUCGGGCGUCGGACGUCGGAUAUCGGACACCGGCGACGCAUGCAUCAAGCAUCCAUUGCGAUCAAGUGGGAGUUUUCCGACCCCGAGCGUCUCAGGGCGUCCCACUCCCGACUCUCCUUCUCCCGACUAUGA
Molecule: messenger RNA, 318 nt
Organism: Sodiomyces alkalinus F11
Lineage: Eukaryota; Fungi; Ascomycota; Sordariomycetes; Glomerellales; Plectosphaerellaceae
Exons: 4
Coding region: 1-318 (105 amino acids)
Source: RefSeq, a predicted model, not a curated record